Messenger RNA from Formica exsecta, 5541 nucleotides. It is a transcript of the gene Unc-115a, whose product is annotated as actin-binding LIM protein 2. Gene Ontology annotation, biological process: cytoskeleton organization; lamellipodium assembly. The record is from RefSeq and is a predicted model, not a curated record. Gene Ontology annotation, molecular function: actin filament binding. The transcript is spliced from 16 exons. Gene Ontology annotation, cellular component: actin cytoskeleton. NCBI's taxonomy places the organism in Eukaryota, Metazoa, Arthropoda, Insecta, Hymenoptera, Formicidae. Bases 633 to 3110 code for a protein of 825 amino acids.
CUAUGACGUAUAAAUUUUCGCGUAUAUACUACAUGUAUAUAUAUUUAUAUAUAAUCGAGUGACAUACUAUUAUAGAUGAAAUCAAGGUUCCUGCAUUCUGCAAAAAUUAGUCACGCUAUCAUCGAUGCACUCCACUCGCGGCAAACAACAUAAUCGCCUUCAGCACAAUUGUUAUCUCGCUAAUCUACCGAGGAUAUUAUUACCUUAGAAAUAAAAUAAAAUUGUUUCAUAACGUCAUGUACAGGAUGUCGCGCAUAAGAUACAUUUGAUUAUAAAACACGAAACACGUGAUAUAAACUCAUUUUACUAGAUUCAUCGCAACCAAAUCAAUUUUUCUCUUAUUUUCUAAAAUUUUUGAAGUUGGUUUAUCAAGACGCGUUGUGAUUUAUCAAGAGAAAUUGAUUUCUCGCUGACAGAUCUCAUUUGAAUGUCACACGAUUUUAUGACAGAUCGCCCGCGCUAGUUUGACAUCCGGAAUCGAUGAAAAUCGCGCCCACCGAUUCCUCGCUGUUUGACGCUAUCUUAUCGGUAUCUCUCGGCACAUCGUGCGGGGAAAGUAAAAAGGAAGAAGAGUUGUGCGCGCCGGGCGGCUUGUGACCCUGAAGUUACGCAACGCAGAGCCAGCAGGCACAAUGAAAUCGAAGACUAGCGAGAAUCUUAUAGCGAGUGAAAGCAAGGCGGGGAUCAAGAGAGACGGUGCCGACGAUCACAAGCAAAAGCAGUUGAAAAAAGGUAAAACGUUUUGCCAAUCCUGUAAGAAGAAGUGCAGCGGGGAGGUGCUGCGCGUGCAAGACAAAUACUUUCACAUAGGGUGCUUCAAGUGCGCUCAGUGUAAUGCCAGUUUAGCACUGGGUGGAUUUUUCACGCGCGAGGGUUCCUAUUACUGCACCAAGGAUUAUCGGGAACGCUGGGGUACACGAUGUGCCGGUUGCGGAGAAUACGUGGAGGGUGACGUGGUGACAGCCGGCGAAAAGCACGCGUUUCAUCCGAAUUGUUUCCAUUGCCAGAGAUGUCGGCAACCGCUACUUGGACAAGGAACGAAAGUAUCUCUUGUUCAAGGUCAAGCGCUAUGUCACCGAUGCGUUGGUAUCCCAGUUCGCGAAGCCUCUACGCCGCUCGGUAAUAGCACUAGUACAAAAAGCGGCGGACACACCGACCCUGGAGUCUGCGCUGGUUGCGGAAACCAAUUAAGGGAAGGUCAGGCAUUGGUUGCACUCGAUCGUCAAUGGCACGUUUGGUGCUUCAAGUGUCAUAGCUGCGAUACUGUACUCCAUGGGGAAUACAUGGGAAAAGAUGGGGUGCCUUACUGCGAAAAGGAUUAUCAAAAGCAGUUCGGGGUAAAGUGCGCCUACUGCAACCGUUACAUCAGCGGCAAGGUCUUACAGGCCGGCGAUAAUCAUCAUUUCCACCCGACUUGUGCGCGCUGUACGAAAUGUGGCGAUCCGUUCGGCGACGGGGAGGAAAUGUACCUACAAGGUGCCGCCAUAUGGCACCCGCGCUGUGGUCCAGGACCUACCACCGGACCGAAUGGUAUCGUGAAUGGACACGAUGCUCACACCCCGCAGCAUCGAGAAUCGGAGAGGAUCUCCAGCAGCGCUUCGGAGAUGCAGUUUUCAUUGCGGUCACGCACGCCAAGCCUGAACGGAUCGCUGUGCAGCCCUUACAGCAGCCUCAGUCGCAAGUAUUAUCCUGCGCGAACUGGAAGUCCCGGUCUGAUCUUGAGGGAAUACGGACGACCAGUAGAAGAUGUAUCUAGGAUUUACACUUACUCCUAUUUGACUGAAACGCCCAGUCAAGGAUAUCUGAGACGACCAAUACAGCCGUAUGAUAAACCCCCAACUAGCCCGCAUUUCCAUAGACCUAGCUCAUCUCGUUCGAUAAGAAGUAGCGGUGGACGCAGCAGUAGAUCAGGAAUGAGAGCCUUGGUCGAUGCAUUGAGCGACACCAGACCUAAGUCGCCAGCAAGUCAGGUGGAUAACGACGAGCCGAUAGAAUUGGCUCAUUAUCCGGACGCCAUGAAGCCACCUCCAGGUGCUCAACCGCCAAUCGAAAGAGACGAUUUCCCCGCUCCGCCGUAUCCUUACACUGAUCCUGAGAGACGUAGACGAUGGUCCGAUACAUAUAAGGGAGUACCUGCAUCUGAUGACGAGGAUGAAGUGGACAACAAAACAACAACGUACAUCAAAGAGGCGGAGCAAAAACUGAAAAAGGAGCAGGACGAGCUGAGCAAGAUCGAUACGGGAAUAGCUAAAGUAUUCCUGCAAGAUCGCGAAAAAGAUCGAGAAAAUUUGAGACAUAGAGCUGCGAACGUUGAUCCUAGAAAUGCCUCAAGGACACCAUCUGCUGCCAGAGAACCAUCAUACCGAUUGCGUUAUGAGAGUCCCGUGGGUGCAUCACCUUCGCGAAAUAUCGACCAUGCACGUCCUUGGGAAGACGACGAUGGCUUCAGUUACAAAUCCAGUGGUCCUAGCUACAACGUUGGGAGGUCAUCGGCGCGCUCCCCGGCUCCCAGAAACUAUCCACCCCUUGGUACUCAGCGCGCCUUCACUCUUCCAAACGCCGCUAGGCACUAUCACUCGGUGAUUGUGAGCUCCCUUCGGCACAUCCCGAAGCCGGGGUACGGUCUGGCACCGCGAAGUCACACCUUCUCCUCGACCGGCGGUUCCGUGUCUGCUCUCCCUGGCGAUUAUUCGUUCAGCGGGAUGGGCGACAAGACUCACAGCACUGAUUUCUCAUCUGGCAAGUCGGACAUAUCAACAGGCAGCAUCACGGAUGUGGAUCGACGGGCAUUGAAUGAUGGUGGGAUCAUCCCAUCAUCCACCACGUAUACAGGUGGCCUAGGUUCGGUUGUUGGAGGUCACGGAGGUCAUCAUGUGAGAAGAUCGCUACCGGACAUGGGUGCUGCACCAACCGAACCACCCAAACUUUAUCCUUAUCACUUACUUGUUAUCACCAACUACAGGUUGCCAGCUGAUGUGGAUCGUUGCAAUCUCGAACGACAUCUCUCCGAUGCAGAGUUCGAAGUCAUUCUCCAGUGUUCUCGAGCGGAAUUCUACAGAAUGCCACAGUGGCGUCGCAACGAAAUCAAAAGACGUGUUCGGCUAUUUUAACUCAUUUUACACAUUUUACUUAUUAUAUACCCGCAUUGUGUCACGAUUGUGUUAUACUGUGGUACAGACUGUACAUUCCUACUGCCUGGGUAGAUGCAUCGCGGAGAAAAAAAUGUGUUCGACGACCUUGCGAGCAUCUGCCAAAUCGGUGUAUGCUUGCAAAAUAGAAGUUCUUUAGACAGGAACAGAUACAUCUUAAUACACACACAUACAUACAUGUAAUGACACAGAAUCACUGCCACUUAUUGUCAACUUUUUCUCGCAGCAAUGAAUCCAAGCAGCUUUAUCUAUGACCCGAUUUGUUUAGUGACAUAGUUAUUCUUGAAUUUUACCAUUUGGAAUUCUAUUGUGACUUAGAUUCACUUACACACAUGUUAACGCGAGUACGCAAUGACGGCUGAUAUUAAAAUAUAGACGAGAAGAUAAUCAAAUAGGGAAGAUUGCGAUUAAAGCUCUUAAUACAAUUUGCUAUUGUAAAUAAGAAGUUAAUCGAAAUAUCGAAAAGCGGCGUGAGAAAGCAGCUAGAAAAGUUUCAUAGUAACUGCAUAUUCGCUAAAUCGCAUACAUAUAUAUUAACCUUGUGGAGAUUAUGACGCAAGGGAUGCUACAAUGAUAGGAUUUAUUAUUAUUAUUAAUUUUUAACUAUACUAUUAAUAUUAUUAUUAUAUUUUACUAUGUACAACAUGAAGAGUUAAAAGUAUAAGUAGGGUGAGCCCAGCUUGCUGAAUGGUACGAAUACGCUGAUUAAUCGAAUAAUUUGUGUGUGAAUUUGUCGCGUUUUAAUUUACUCUGUGGCAAGGAUUACUUUAUAGAAUCGCUUGCGGUAUUUUUUGUGUGAGGAGAUAUAUCAAUGUUUUUAAUUAUCCUUGAAUGUAAUAACUAAAGUAAACACUCUGCGAUGCAGAUUGCGAUAGACUACGAUCAUUAGAUCACUCUACAUUAGAGUAUAAAUAUGAAAAUCAGGACCAAAUUUAUAGUCGUGGUGGAUCCAACAUAGUCAAACCAUCAAAAGACUUGUCAUUAAAUCAGAAUGUAUGUUUUAUUACAUUUUACCAAUAUAUAGCAUUCAUAUUGCUACAUAUUGCCACAUUUAAAUUUAUAGCAUUUCUCACAUUUUAAAAAUGGCAUAAAUCAAAUUUUGAAAAUGUUUAUGUCGAUUUAUCUAUUAAAAAUAUAAAAACUGGUAAUCGAUUUUUAAUAAUCAUAUAUUUAAUAUUUAUAUAAUAAAGCGUUUAUUUUAUAUACAACGUUUAUUAAUAUUUAUAUAAUAAAGCAUUUAUUUUAUAUACAACGUUUAUGUGAUCAAAAAAUAAAUUCACAACAGAUUUUUAUAUUUUACAUUCAGAAAGAGAAAUGCAUUUUGUACACAAGUCAUUCUUAUCAUAUUUCGAGUUUAUUCUAUUUCAAAAGUUGUUUUAUGCUACUUACGAAAUAUAAAGACAAUAUUCAGAUGUUAUCGAUAUGUAUUACUGAUUAAAAUAUUAAUUUUGUAGAUAUUACGGCAUUCACAUCCUCCACCCUUAAAUUAGGUCCUGCACAGAAUAAAAAAAAUUUUGAAGGAAUAGAUCGCAUGUAGCAAGCUGAAUAUACCGGACGUAUGCGCGUUCAUUAAAUAGAAAACUAAUUUAUUCAACGCGAAUAAAGUUGAAUUUUCAUAUAAUUAAAAAAUACACGACGUAUCGACUAUUACGCCAACCAUGUAUGAUUAUCAUACAUGUGUUUAUUAUGUAUUGCAGAUACGCAUGCGUCCGAUAAGGUUGAUAUAUUCGUUUAAACGAAGUCACCGAACUACUGUAUUGUCGACGCGCAUGCGAUAUUUUAUCGAAUUAACUGCGUUUUACUAUACAUACACACACUUCGCCUCCUUACCCUACAUCAUGUGCCUACUAAGCAAAUGUCAUGGGACAUUUCACGCGAGAGAGGAAUCGUUAGUCUUACAAGCGUUCUAAGCACGCUACAUUUGUGUAAUACUUAAAUUCCUACCGAGACAACACGAUCCCGAUCAGCCGUCCGGCAAUAUGUUCCGAUUUUUCACUUGGUGACAAUCUUUUAGACGUAUCUCAAACCAUUGUGUUGCUUGGAUAACCGCUUUAUCACAAAGAAGGUCCAACGUGCUCCAUGAUCGCAAACAUGCAAUUACUUCAUUAUUUUUAGUUAUUUAAGAUUUACAUUAUUGCAAUUUUUUUUAUGAAUGUGUUUUACUCGCGUAAUACAUUCACGUGAUUGUCUUUUUUAUUUUAUUUUCAUUAUAAUCUAAAUGAUCCUCGCGGCCGGUUUUGGUGAUUUUUUUUUCAUGUGUCCGGUAUUCUUGAUCAUGGUGUAGCAUUAUUGUUCCCACUGUGCAAUGCGAACCAAUGUAUGUUUCUGUUGUAUAGAGCACAUUGCUUCCGCUAGUCCCUAAAGUUAAAUAAAUGCAAACGUAUAUAAAAAA